Molecule: messenger RNA, 1008 nt
Organism: Dreissena polymorpha
Lineage: Eukaryota; Metazoa; Mollusca; Bivalvia; Myida; Dreissenidae
Product: multiple epidermal growth factor-like domains protein 10
Exons: 4
Coding region: 1-1008 (335 amino acids)
Source: RefSeq, a predicted model, not a curated record
AUGGACCCUUCUGACAAAAGAAGAGAGCUGAGGAACGACCAGUACAAUAGUCUCGGUAAAAAUAACAGAAAGCGUACAAGACAGUGUGAUAGGUGCGUUGAAGGGUAUCACAAUACGCUCAAUAAUUGCACUGACAAGUGCAAACCAAACUGUCUGACGUGUUUAGAUGAAGAUACCUGCAUUGCCUGCAAAUCUGGAAAGUACGCAAAGAAUUGCGAUUUGAAUUGCUAUCGAGGAUGCAUCGGUGGCGAAUGUAAGUUUAUGAAUGGGACAUGCACAUGUGCUCAAAACUUUAUUGGCGAUAAGUGUGAAUAUUGUGCUCCGGGAUAUUAUGGCGCCCUUUGCGAAACUUGCCCUUUAGGAUGCUUUGAUCACAAUUGUAACAAAUUAGAUGGAACAUGUGAGGCAAAUGGAUCACGAACAUCUGGGUGCAAAGAUGGGUUUUGGAAUGCACGUUGCACUGAACGUUGCCGCGAUAAAUGCCAGUUUUGCAACCAAACUAAUGGGGAAUGCCUCACAUGUCUAACAACGAAUGUCUAUGGAUGUAAUUGUGAUUUUGAAUGCAGCAAGCACUGCCUUAACCAGUCAUGUUCCAUGAAUGGUGAAUGCAAUCUGGGAUGUGCCACCCAUUUCUUUGGUAGGAAGUGUGAUACUCCGUGUCCAGAAAACUGUGCUGAGAGAGGACUUAGCUCACGUUGUUCCAAUGACAACGGAACGUGCAUGUUCGGAUGCAGAGAUGGAUUCAUCGGGGCAACAUGUGCACAAGUUAUUGCAGUAACUGCAGAAGUUGGUAAAGAUGCUAGCGGCCAUACUGCGGCAGCUAUCGGAGGAGGCGUGGCGUCCGUUGUCAUUGUUCUUGCAAUUGUAUUGAUACUGAUGGUGAUAUAUAUUCACAAAAGGCGCAACAAGCAUGACCAAACAUCUGACUAUGAAACAACGCAAAGAUCUGAGAGUGGGUCCUCGGAUAUUCACCUGUAUUCUGGGCUGCAUGGGAAUAGUAAGAAAUAA